Molecule: messenger RNA, 862 nt
Organism: Miniopterus natalensis
Lineage: Eukaryota; Metazoa; Chordata; Mammalia; Chiroptera; Miniopteridae
Source: RefSeq, a predicted model, not a curated record
CCACUACACCGUGGGCUGUCUUUGCGAGGAGAUUGCCUCGGACAAGGAGGUGCGGCUCAGCAAGCAGACCAUCGCAGCGAUUUCGGAGAAAAUUUUGCCCAAGACCUUGAAAUGUUUGCAAGACAUGCGAAAAGAAGCACAAUUAACACGGAAGAUGUGAAGCUCUUAGCCAGGAGGAGUAAUUCACUGGCAUGAUUAUGAGGAAGUGAACUUCAGAAGCAAGUGCACAUGAAUUGCAAAGGAAGAGCAAAUCUGCUCUAAGCACAGGCAAAGAAAGACCUGCGUCUUUAAUGAAGGGUUACGUCCCAUCCAAAAUUGCUCUGGCAUAUGCGUCACUGCUCAAGUGUGAGGGAAGGGGGGUGCAGGCUUUACACAGGUAUGUAUACAAAAAAACAGCUGCAGGUUGAGCUAAAAAUACGCCCCCGUCUCCAAAGAAGAGACCCACGUCCACAAAACACCGAUUUCAGGGCUGCUGAGCAAGAUGAGCGGCCACAGAGCCGGAGAGGAGCGCCAGCCUGCCCGCAGCAUGCCGCUGCCGCUCUGCCUGCUGCUGCUGCUCUCCGCAGCCACCGCCGCCCUUCCCCUGAAAGGCCGGGACAGCGACGGGCAUACGCAGGAAGUGGCAGAAAUAAAGAAAAACAGCCUGUUGACUUUCCUUGCUUGGUGGUACGAGUGGACCUCCCAGGCCGGUGCAGCGCCCUUCAUGGGAGGGGAAGCCAGGGAGGUGUCCAAACGGCAGGGAGGCCCGCCCCCUCAGCAGUCCACGCCCCCAGAGAAGGUGCCCUGCAAGAAUUUCUUCUGGAAGACCUUCUCCUCCUGCAAGUAAAACUCCACUGAUGACGCGUGCAAGGAAGUGUAACCA